Molecule: messenger RNA, 957 nt
Organism: Effrenium voratum
Lineage: Eukaryota; Dinophyceae; Suessiales; Symbiodiniaceae
Source: the annotation of a GenBank genome assembly
AUGGCCAUGCCCGACGCCCGGGUGACCUUCGGUCUGCGGGAGCUCUGGGCACUGCUGGCGGUGAGCGCUGUGGCGGCGGGAGCGCUGCAGUUCGGCGGCAACGAGCGGCUGGACCGGAUCGCCGUGUUCCGGCAGUUUAUGCGCAAGUCCCAAGCGGACUUGCCGCCCGUGGGCUCCGGGACCUGGACAAGUGUCGGCGGCCAGACGGUGGCGCUGAGCUUGCAGCUCGAGCAAGUCCCGCUGAGCCCAGCGUUGCUGAACGACUUCGAGACGGAUGCCAGGCUGCCCUUCAGCGGGGAGGAGCACUUGGACACGCCCCAGGACUCCGUGCCGGAGACAAAGCGCUGGAGCCGGUUCUUCCGGGCGAGCGCGCAGCUCCCGGAGUUGCCACAAGAGGAGGCCGCUUUGGAAGCGUUGUACCUAGAGGCGCCCGUGCUGACCCUGGAGGUGAGGCUCCAGGACGGGCGGCUGCUUCUGAACCACAGCUUGGAACUGCUGCGGAAGACCGAAGGCGGCUUCCAGGUGCCGGCGCGGCUCUGCUACGCCCUGCCGCAGAAGCCGGGGCCCUUCGGCGCCGAGGUCCUGGGCUGUGAGACGCAGAGCACGCCCUACGUGCCCAGGUCCGAGACGGAGGGCACGGUGGACAUCCAGCUGCGGAGCCAUGAGGAUCCCUACAUCGUGGCCAGCCACCUCACAAGAGGAUGCUCCAGCCAGGCAUUUGGUGAGAAUUCCACCUUCUGUGCAGGCCUGUGGCGCGCCCUGGAGCCCCGGUGCCGCUGCUUCGGCCGGCCCCGGCGCCUCUUCCGCGGGGCGGGGCUGGCGCUGUGGGGCCUCUGCUUCCACGUGGCCGCGGCAGAAGCUGUGCUGGUGCGGCGCCGAAGGCCGAAGCUCAGAGCAUCGGUCUUGGCUGCCCUGGGCGCCUCUUUGCUCUUCGCGGCCUACCGCCUCCUCGCGUGA